Messenger RNA from Saprolegnia parasitica CBS 223.65, 957 nucleotides. RefSeq lists its product as hypothetical. Gene Ontology annotation, molecular function: protein binding. The transcript is spliced from 4 exons. The record is from RefSeq and is a predicted model, not a curated record. Gene Ontology annotation, cellular component: methylosome. Bases 16 to 939 code for a protein of 307 amino acids. Lineage: Eukaryota; Oomycota; Saprolegniomycetes; Saprolegniales; Saprolegniaceae.
UUGAGUGGAGCGACGAUGGAGGUGCACGUGUGGAGCUCGCUGGAAGAGCAGGUCGAUACGGUGUUGCCCGUCGAGAUCGCCGGCGACCAGUACCUCGUCGCGGUAACCUCGUUCCUUGAGGGCAACGACUGGAGCAGCAGCGUGCGGCUCCUGCGCUACGCCAGCAGCGCCUUCGAGCACGUCCAUGCGCUGCGUCUCCCGACAAGCGUCGCCAGCGUCGCCUGGUUUGAGCCCGACGUGCUCGUCUGCGCUGGCGACGAUGGCGAUCUCUACUACUGCAUGUUUGACACCGAGGCGUCCGUGUGGCGCCGCCUCGACCCGGAAGUCGCGCAUGGCCACAACGACCUCAUCACGUCCGUGGACAUACAUGCGUCGAUGCUCGCAUCGGCCAGCUGGGACAACAGCGUCAAGGUCUGGGACCUUGCGACGAUGGCGCUGCGCGAGCAGUUCAAGGACCACACCGACAAGGUCUGGGGCGUCCAGUGGGCGCCGUUGGCGACGGCGCAGUGUGCGACCGCGUCCCAAGAUCGCACAGUGCGGUUGUGGGACACGCGCCAGCUCGGCGCGGCCACGUCCGUCACGACGCCGUGCGCGGCCAUGUGCGUGGCGUGGCACCCGACGCAGGACCACCUCGUGACCGCGGGCCUCGAAGACGGGUCGCUCUGGACCAUCGAUACGCGGUCCCUCGAAACGACGCUGUCGACCUUGAACCAAGUGCACCGCAGCAGCGUGCAUGCCAUCGCGUACCAUGGCGAUGCGCUGGCGUCGGCUUCGGACGACACGACAGUCCAGAUCUGGGACCACCUCUCGUCGGCGUCGCCCACCCAGCGGCUCGUGUACGAAGAGCACGGUGACUACGUGCACGGAGUUGCGUGGUGGGAUGCCACCACCGUCGUUUCGAGCAGCUACGACAAGAGCGUGCAUCUCUGGCACGUCUAAGCCAUCAACACGACGCGU